This is a messenger RNA of Rhipicephalus sanguineus (brown dog tick), 475 nucleotides long. RefSeq lists its product as uncharacterized. Bases 18 to 470 code for a protein of 150 amino acids. The transcript has 2 exons. Lineage: Eukaryota; Metazoa; Arthropoda; Arachnida; Ixodida; Ixodidae. The record is from RefSeq and is a predicted model, not a curated record.
ACCGACCUUGGUCCGAUAUGUCCAAGAUGCAGCUGCAGCCAAUUGACCAAGGCUUUAAUCUUCGUGACACGAACUGCUCGGCGACUGUGUACACUGACGACGCCUUCAGCGGCGGUGGAUUAUUGCGUUGUCUUCACAAGCCGAACCGGAAUCUGCCAGACGCAAAACUGUACAUACGGCCCUUCGAUCUUGAGGACGUCCGAGCUCCGAACGGGCCUUCGAUCGAAGAAAUUGGCCUGUAUAUGGUGAACCCGGGACGACGGACAGCAGUCUUUCUGUUGGGAGAGCUCCACAUAAGACGACCCGCUGAUGAACCAAAAACGCGUCAGAGUAUUAUUUUGCCGAGAGACGAAGUGUGCGUUCGCGAGAGAGUGGGCGCGGUCGCGACAGAUACCGACGAGCCGGAGAGAAAAAGGUAUCGAGAUGAGGAGCAUGCGCCUGCCCACCUGAUCAUCGCGACAGCCACCUAAUAAAA